Molecule: messenger RNA, 3306 nt
Organism: Exserohilum turcica Et28A
Lineage: Eukaryota; Fungi; Ascomycota; Dothideomycetes; Pleosporales; Pleosporaceae
Exons: 3
Coding region: 1-3306 (1101 amino acids)
Biological process (GO): protein localization to plasma membrane
Cellular component (GO): plasma membrane
Source: RefSeq, a predicted model, not a curated record
AUGAACGCCGCGCGCCAGGCGUGUCGCCCCAAGCACCAGGUCCUGGUCCUCAAGUGCUACCCCAAGGUCCAGAAGAACAAUGCAGACGCAAAGGCCAAUUCGAGCGAGCUGAGCUACCUGCUCUACUAUGCCAGCACGCGCCGGAGUAAGCUGCAGAAGGUGGUUGAUUUCCUCGACAAGCGCUCCGUCAAGGACGUGUGGAAGGUCCGGACGGGCAAUGUGCAAGAGCCGUCACCCAAGUACGACGAGGUCGUGCAGCUGUACGCCCAGUUUGCGUCCAAGGACGCCGUCAAGACGGGCAAGGGCGCCGUGAGCUGGCCCGUCGCCAUCAGGUACCGCAAGAUAGGCCUGCAGGCGCUCAAGGCCGUAGCGUCAUCCGAGUCGCUGGGCUCCGAGACGGGCCGCCAACUCGCCGUCAUAAUACCCGUCAUCCUCGCCAACAUAUACUCGGAGAGCGGGGCAUACCUCAAGCAAUUAGAGGCUCGGGAAGACGUCCAGGGCGAGCAUGAAAAGGAGUCUGCGGUGCGGCGGCGACAUAGCGUAUCCACGGCGCGGACCGACGACGAAGACGGCGACCCUGUGGCGGCCUCGGGAACAACGGAAGACGCGGAUAAGCUGGCGGAAGAGGAGGUGGGCGUGCUGGCGCUCCAGGCGCUGCGGAGCAUCUUCCAGGGCGUGACUAGAGGCCAGCUGCGACUCGCAACGUCUGCCGUUCUCAAAUUUAUCGGGGAAAAUGUCAAGAGCAAGUUGGAGACGCCGCCGAGCGAAAGCAGCCAUUGGGCGACGACGCUCAUGGCCAUGGUUUGUUCGUGGGUGCCGGUGCAAGAUCGGUACAAUGUCCUGGUAGGCGCGGUGGAAGCCUUGGUUCGCAGCCCAAUCGUGGAGGAUGACCUCGAGCGGCAACUCGUGCUCGCGACUGUGAUUGACUACCUGCUUGCCUCACCCAUCAACUUUAUCGGGCUCAGCGUCAUGGAUGUGUUGGUCGGGUUCAUCUCGCACACGCUAUUACUACUGCAACUCGGUGGGCCAGGGUCGAACAUCCAGCCGCAUCACCAGCAGACGGCCUCUGUCGUGGGAGAAAAAGAGCAGAGCAAGCAGUCGCCGACAACCAAUGCCGACGGCGUAGUCAUGGAGGUCGUGCAGAAGCCUUCAGAGGCAAGGCGGCAACUCCUAGACACUGUGCAGAAAUGCAUGUCAAAUCUAGCAACGCACGUAUACUACACGGACCAAAUCUCAGACAUGAUCGAGGCGAUCCUGAGCCGCCUCAAGCCCUCGCGUCUCUCGACCAUUGCUACUACCGCCGAAGCCAUCCAGAAUCCCGAGGGUGCCGUCGAGGCGGUUGCAGACUCGAUCAGCAUGCAGGAGAAGACGCAUAUCGAUCGAUUCUUCUCGUUUGAGACUGCACGCAUCACUGCUCUUGACUCGGUCAAGGCAAUUUUGAAGACGGCAAACACGCGGAGACCAGACGGAUCUACCGCGUCAGUGUCACGAAGCAAAGUUGGCGUAAGCGUCUGGGAAGGCUCGCAGUGGCUGCUGUGCGACCCCAGUGGCCGGGUCAGGAAAGCCUAUGUCGACGCAUUGGUCACUUGGCUGAACACGGAGAAGGACAAGGAAGACUUGAGGAUUGUAAACAAUUACCGGCGGAAAGAGAAGGAUACCGAGAAGAAUGCACUGUCGAGGCGCGCGAUGUCGAGCGCCUCUAUGAGAGACAGGACGCCAAAGCGCGGCAAAGACACAUUCUUGCCUCUGCUUCAUCUGGCUGUGUACGAAAACGCGCACCAGUUUAUUGACUCGGAGGCCGACUACUUGCUUCUGCACCUCCUGCUUGCCACCUUGGUCGACCGGUUAGGUGUUAACGCUGCACGGAGUGGGUUGCCGAUGAUCUUCCGGCUGCAAGAGGAUAUUGCGAACACAGAAGAUCCUGGCGCCAAGUUGCGCAUCGGAAGCUUGGUGCAUGGCUAUCUCUGGGCACUCAGCGCGGCUCUGGAGUUUGAGGUCACCUCGGUUGGUCGCGCGCUGCACAAUGAGAUUUCGCGUAGGAACCAAAAGGGUCUGUGGAUGAAGAGCAUCAACGUCCCUCCGAUGCCGAUUGAUCGCAUCGAGAUACCACAUCCAACGCCGGUUGCGGUGCCCCCGGAAAUUGUGCACAACGAGGCACUCAAGCCUUUUGACAAUCGGGAGGCACUUGUGGAGAAGAUCUCGGAAGGUUAUUCGUCUUCGUUGCUUUCCCCACCGUCUUCGCCUGCGGGGUCGCCUGGCCGGCCAAGAUCAAUCAAGUCGUCGAUUCCUGCCAUUCACCAGCCUACGCAACCAGUGGCUCCACAUGAUGCGCCUGAGCUGCCUUUCAACGUGCGAGAAGAUCUCAUGGCGCAAUGGUCUCGCGAUGACUGCCUUGCGACUCACACCAAAGACUCUUCGUCGGCGUCCAUGACGGGUUCCAAGUCUGGGACCCACUACACCAGGAAUAACUUUCUUGGUGUCAACAUUCCCCAUGGCAACCUGGACAGCAAUGGCAGCUCGCCUGCUCCCAGUCCACGGCGGGCACAAAGCAGGCCUCCAUCUACCGCUUACGGGCUGGCAAAUCGCCUUUCGUCGCCCAAUCGAAGCCGCAGUCCUGGCGGCACACCCAACAGCUCGUCGUCUCUGCGCUCAACCGUCAGAGUCGACGACCUCCGACGCGCUCUCUCCACAUCUGGCGGCGGAGCCCCAAGAACCAGCUACUCUGUCCGCGCCCCAUCGCACCGCCACCGCAAAUCCCUCUCGGACCACGCAUCCACAACAUCGGAAUCCCUCAUCAGCGUACACUCCCUCUCCGACACAUCCUUUAUCACCACGAACAACCCCACCUCCGACUCUCAGCACCUCCCCAACCCAGACUCGCCCACAACCCCCGCAGCAACCAUGACACCCCGCCCCCAAACCGCCACAUCAACUCAUUCCACCGCCCCCGUCUACACAGCCGAGAACCCGCCUCCCGUGCCCCCCAUCCCAGAGGAUCUCAAGUCCAACGGCCAGACCCACACAAAGGACUUUGCAUCCCGCCCGCGCACAGCGACCAACGGCGACGUCUCCCCAGCAGCUAAAGCGCGCAGCGUCAAAAGCGGCCGUAGUCGAAGCAGAGAUCGCAGGAGAAGCAGUAUGGCUAGAUCAGUCGCUCCUUCUACCAUCACCACUGCCGCUGCCACCACUACUACUGGUGUCGGUGGCAAACCGGAUUUCUCAGGCUUCUUGGAUAGCAUUGGGGUGCAGGGUGAGGAUGACGACGAUACAAGGGACGAGGUUAGUGUGGGUAAGGCGCCGUAUUGA